Camponotus floridanus (Florida carpenter ant) is the source of this 3609-nucleotide messenger RNA. It is a transcript of the gene Nup133, whose product is annotated as nuclear pore complex protein Nup133. NCBI's taxonomy places the organism in Eukaryota, Metazoa, Arthropoda, Insecta, Hymenoptera, Formicidae. Gene Ontology annotation, molecular function: protein binding; structural constituent of nuclear pore. The coding region runs from base 78 to 3479 and encodes 1133 amino acids. Gene Ontology annotation, cellular component: nuclear pore outer ring. Gene Ontology annotation, biological process: poly(A)+ mRNA export from nucleus; protein import into nucleus; transcription-dependent tethering of RNA polymerase II gene DNA at nuclear periphery. The record is from RefSeq and is a predicted model, not a curated record. The transcript is spliced from 4 exons.
UAUGUGUAUCCUGUGGAUUUCAACGUUUUCAGAGAAAAAGGUUAAAAUAAUCUUCUUUUUAGCCUAAUUUUAAGAAAAUGGAUCGUACCAGUGUAGGAAGUUCAUUAGGAAGGAUGUUGUCCUCUCCUAGGAAACGAAUAUCGAUAGUUCAAUCAUUAAAGAAAAAUAGUUCUUCAACAAGUAUAUCUGGGCGUACAAAUCAAUCUGUACAAGUUAUAUGCAGAACGCAGAGCCAUACAGUAGAAAGCUUUGGCUCUCCACUACCAGUUUUAGUUACAGAGGCAUUAACAUUUGUAGAUAGAAAUACAACUGUAAGUGUAAAUGUAUCUGCAGAUGGAUGGGCCUGGCUUGUAUACGGUCGCAAAUUACUUGUAUGGCAAUGUAAAGCUAACAUUCAUGAUCCCAAACAACGAAGAACCUUCAAGACACAGUGUCGUGAAUUGUUAUUGCCACAAAGUGAUUUGGCUCAUAAAGCAAAUUGUAUAGCAGUUUGGGUACUACCUAACCAACAGGUACCUAGCUGCAUGGCAGUAUCACCAGAGGGAGUGGUACGUUUUUGGGCUAGUAUAGCACAUGAGGGAUCUUCUGUGGAAACCAGUGCUGAACUUGCAGGACAGGAAGUAGAUUGUCUUAUACAUGUGCCAGGUCAUGGAUGUAUUCUAGCUACGACCACAUGCACAGUGGCACUCUUACAACCACAAUACAAUAAUGGGAAAAACAAUAUCAUAUGCCAAGUACUUCGAACUAGUCAAGGAUGGUUUGGUGGUAUAGGUCGUAGAAUGACCUCUCUCAUUUUUGGUGCGAUACCACAAUCACCUGUUGCAGAAACAAAAUUGGUGAAAGUUACAUGUACAUCGCUAGAUGAGGGGGGAUCUAGAGUUCUCAUUCUUGCCGGAUCUUCCUUGCAAUAUUGGUUUUUUUCUCCUAAUGAACAAGAGAAAAUGGAAUUUGAUGAAGAUAUCACUCAUAUUGUUCAACAAGCAUUUCAAAGAAAAAUUUGGGAAUCAAGCCCUCAAAGUAUGAACACAUGGUUCAUUGAUAUGCAAACAUGCGAGGAAGGAAUAGUCCUUCUAAUGGCAGCUUGUACCGAUAUAUCUGUCCAAAUUCAUUUUGCUCUUGGAUUAUUACCUUUGACCGAUACAACACUGUCAAAUUCAUUUAAAUGGUUUAUACCAAUUAAAAUUGGUCCGCUAUUAUUUUAUCACGACGAUAUAGAGUCGAUGCUAGCGUCUUAUCAUUUUGUAUUAUGUAGCUGGGAGGCAAUUAUAUACAACCAGCACGAUGUACUUGUAAUUAAUACCGCAUCGGAAGUUGAGCAGGAUAAAAUCGAUUUAAUAAGGGGUGGCGAGGACAGUAUACUUGGUGGUGCUAUAUGCUCGUCGACUCCAGUAUUAUUCACAAAAAGCGUUGGCUUUGUUUCUAUUACACCGGUAGAUUUUUCGCUGCAAGAUUUCAAUGCGGGAUAUGCAGAUGCUACUACGAAUAUGGAUUAUUCUUAUAAAAUAAAUCAAACGGCACAGAACUUUUCCACUCUUAUAAGUAACGAUGAACUUCAAGAUAUGUACUGCAGCUCUGACGCGGCUACGCAAUUACGUGCCGCAUUUCUUCUAAGUCUACGACAAAAUAAGAUGCAAUGCAACGAGAUUCUCUCUCAACUUUUCCCUCUGCAAGAAGAUCCGGUGAUGGAUAUUGAUGCUACCCUCGAUACACUCGUUUUAAAAGUCGCCAAGGAUUUGAUCGACGAUUAUCCGGCAAACGAUCCAAGAUGGAUCCAUCACAAGGAUCUGUCAAUGACGAUAAAUGCAGUCACUUCUAUGCAAAUACCUCAUCAACUGGAAGGAAAAGAAAAGGCGUUAGAACUUUUCAAUAUAUUUUUGAAGGAACACAAUUUGUGGAAUAGGUUCUGUGCAGUAACAUGCAGAGGAACUAUCAUGUCCACUUCCCAUGUACUCGGUGAAUAUGCAGAAAAGAUAGUAGCAGCGUUAACUUUAUACAAUUUACAAAAUAGAUAUGCUAAAAUUAUAGAUGCGGUUAUAGAUCAGACAUUGAAUCAAAAGGAAGCUAAUGUGUCCGACGAACUUACGACACGCGAUGUAUUCUAUCGUGAAGUAAGCACGGUAUAUGUAUUUCUAUCGACUUUGGUGGAAAAUGCCUGCGAAAUUACACAAUCUGAGAGGCCCUUGCAACAAGUUGGACAAUAUAUCGUUCAAGUUAACGCUGUAUUAUUGGCUAUAUUAUAUGAAGUAGUGAAAUAUCGUCAAUAUAACGCUGAGCGCUUUGUUCCUGCAAAGUUCUUGAAUGAAAUAACCGAAUACCUUCCCUGGACGGCGGCGCCGGGUAAACAUGGCUUAAGGAAUUGUCUUAAUACGAUGCAAAGCAUUACCAUUAAAUAUGGUAUAACCGGAACUAGCGAUUCCACUAUCAAGAAUGAAUUGUACGAACAAUUAGUUAGUCUAAUUGAUUUAAUAUUGGACGGAAGGAAGUGUCAUUUGGAAAGCAUUCGUGGUACGGAAAAAUUCGAAGUACUUUUAAAACAAUACGAAACAGAACGCACUAAUCUGAUACAACCACUGAUAAAAGAGGAGCAAUAUGAUAAUGCCGCCAUGCUAGCUGAAAAAUAUUGUGAUUUUCUCUCGCUUGUGCAAAUUUGUGAAUUAACUAACAACAAAAAUCGACUCGAUGGAUAUAUAGAAAAGUUUGCGGCGCAAGAUUUUGCUGGGUUUUUGUUCUCUUGGUAUGUUAAAGAUGGACGUCAAGGACAAUUGAUCGAAAGAUGCAGACGCGGUACUGCAGAAUUGACGGAAAAGCUAUCCGAACAUCCCACUUUGUCCUGGGUACAAGCGGCAUUAACUGACGAAUUGCAAGUCGCUGCUAAUACACUCCUUACCUUAGCGACUCAAGAACACGAGCUAGUCGUUCGUAAAAAGUCAAUACUUUCGUUAGCCAAGUUGGCUCUACUCGCAUCGGAUGAAUUGGAAGAUAAAAUAGAAGACUGUGUGAAGACUAUUAAUAGCGAGUUGACGCUUAUUGCUUAUCAAGAGGAUCUACCAGCGCAAGUACUUACAAUGUAUGGUUACGACAUUAAGAAUCUACGAGUGCUCACACCAAGAGAAUUAAUUAUGUUAUAUACUUCGAACGACAAUGUCAUAGCCAAUGAAUAUGAUUUCAAGAAGGCUCUCGAUUUACUUGAUUACGUGGAACACGAAGAGGAUAAAUCAUCCAUGAGAUUACAAAUUUGGGCGCGCGCAGCUCGGCGAAAUCAAUGGGACAACAUAGACAAGAAUCCUGAGCAACAAGUUCAAGAGACAUUAUUUUUCAAAUUAAUGGAUCUUGCAUAUUUUAUGGGUGGGAAAGCAGAUGAAAUUUUACCAUACAUUGAUAUGCUUUUAAAAGAACCAGAACUUGGAGAGCUUGCUGCAUCGAAUAACUUUCAGUUUCUUAUAAAAUUAAUAUAUGAAUAUGCUUAUCGAAACUAUUAAUAAGGAAAAUAUCGGUGAAUGCGAUAAAAUAUAAUUUAUAUCUUGUGUAACAAAGAAAAAUUGUUGCACAGUAUCAAAUGAUGAAGUAACAGUAUUAUGUGAUAUAUUAGAAUUUCUCAUUAAAUUCAUU